Messenger RNA from Dermatophagoides pteronyssinus (European house dust mite), 563 nucleotides. RefSeq names its product NADH dehydrogenase (ubiquinone) B17.2 subunit (gene ND-B17.2). Lineage: Eukaryota; Metazoa; Arthropoda; Arachnida; Sarcoptiformes; Pyroglyphidae. Gene Ontology annotation, cellular component: respiratory chain complex I; membrane. The record is from RefSeq and is a predicted model, not a curated record. Gene Ontology annotation, biological process: response to oxidative stress.
UACAACAACAACAACAACGACGACGACGACGAGGAUUAUAAUUUUCAGUCAAAAACAAAAUUGUUUUGGAACAACAACAAAAAAAAAUGUCAAUCAAAGAAUUAUUAGCGUUGGAUAAAGUUCAACGAUUUUUUCGUAUUAUUAAACAAAGUGGUGGAAUAAUUAAUUCGGUUAAAAAAAUUUAUCGUUUUGAUUUGUUAAAAGUUGGUACACUUGUUGGUACGGAUAAAUAUGGUAAUCGUUAUUAUGAAAAUAAUGAAUAUAUGCAUGGUGCAAAUCGUUGGAUUGAAUAUUCGGAUCGUGUACAUUUAGAUUAUGAUGCAAGCCAAAUACCUGCCGAAUGGCAUGGUUGGUUACAUUAUAUGACCGAUAUACCACCAACAAAAGCACAAUAUCCACGUCAUCGUUGGAUGAUUGAUCAUCAAGAAAAUAUGACCGGUACCCGUUUACAAUAUGUACCAUAUUCAACAACACCGGCCAAAAUUCAAAGCUGGCAAUCGGGUCAAACAUCAUCAACCACAAAGCAACUUAAGUGAAUCCCAAAAAAACGGGCCAUAAAAAAA